GCCUCAACAAUCAGAGAAGGGAUUGGGCUGGGAGGAGCCAGAGCGGCGGCAGCAGCAGCAGCAGCAGCAGCAGCAGCAGCGAGCUGGGCUGAGAGCUCCGUCACUAACACAUGUCAGCAGCAGCAGAAGAGGGCUACAGAGAGGGAGAGAGCUGCAGCAACCGGGAGCUCAGCGCACACAGACAGCAGCAGCGGUAACCUUGGGCCUCCAGCUCUCCGCCAGCAGCCCGUCUCCUAUCUGACGUCCCAUCGUGAGAGCUUCGCCCUUUCCACCGGUGCAGCCGGCCACAGAGGAGAUAUCCAGGACUUGAUCCGCGGUCGGGUGGAAACUUGCAGCUGGGCAUCAGCGGGGAUAGGCGGGAUCUGUGCCUAGGGAACUAACUGCACCUGGGAUCGCAGAGCAGCGCUACCAGCAGCAGCAACUCCGGGACCUGUGCGUUCUCCUUACUGCACCCAUCCCCACUGAUCCGGCGGCGGCGGUGUGCCAUAGAGAGCGAGAGGACGGCAGAGACCAUGGUGAAUCCAGGUAGUAGUGCUCAGCCUCCUCCGGUGACUGCUAGCACCCUCUCCUGGAAACGAUGCGCUGGGUGCGGAGGGAAGAUUGCAGACCGGUUCUUGCUGUAUGCCAUGGAUAGCUACUGGCACAGUAGAUGUCUUAAAUGCUCUUGCUGUCAAGCUCAACUUGGGGAAAUUGGCACUUCAUGCUAUACGAAGAGUGGGAUGAUCCUCUGCAGAAAUGACUACAUUAGGUUAUUUGGCAAUAGUGGAGCUUGCAGUGCUUGUGGACAGUCAAUUCCAGCCAGUGAACUGGUCAUGAGGGCACAAGGGAACGUUUAUCAUCUUAAGUGUUUUACGUGCUCAACCUGUCGGAAUCGCCUUGUCCCAGGGGACCGGUUUCACUACAUCAAUGGCAGUUUAUUCUGUGAACAUGAUAGACCUACAGCUCUUAUCAAUGGUCAUUUGAAUUCACUUCAGAGCAAUCCACUACUGCCAGACCAGAAGGUUUGUUAAAAGGUCCGAAUACAACAGAAUGCGUGCCUUCAUCUCAAGUUCUGUUCAUCACAGAUGGAUCCCAUAUGUCUCCACUAGACAAGUCACCUUUUGUAGCUAGCAUCCGUGCCAGCUUCAUGCCAUUGCACCUUUUCUCCUCUUGGUUCCUUCCCACAUUUUGUUGGUGUAUGAAAAUGACUGAAGACACAUAUUCAGGACUCCUAGAACCUGGGUGAAUGGGGGAGACUCUUGGAAAAAAUAAAAUGAGCAGUUCAGCAGAGGACUUCUUUUAUGAGGGUGAAAUGGACUAAUGAAACCAAUUAGAAGAUACAUUCAGAAACUGCUUAUUACUCUCAUGUACGAUUAGCAGGGCACUGUCCGGCAUUUGCACCCUUUUCCCCUGAUAACACUCUACUCACUCUUUGUAUAUUUUACGUGCUGUGAGGAAGAAUACUCCAAUCAAACUGAACAUAAGAUAAAGGGGAGUUGUAGCUAAUGUGGUACUUUAUCACAAACACUUUUAUUGUAUCGCUCUGUAAAAUACAAUGUACGUAUGCAUGUAUGUGUUAUUAUUUUAUUUUUUAUUGUUUUUGUUUGUCCUAUUGUUGCUACUUCCCAUAGCAAAAAGGGGGAAGAUGCGGGAAAAGAAAUCUGCUAUUGUGUAGAAAUUUUCACCUACUUGCUGAUUGAAGAAAUCUUUUAUUUGUGAUAUUUUCAGAGACUUGCUCUAGUAUGGUGUAUUUAAGUAAUAAAAGAUUAAAAUGCUAUUGUUAAA
Messenger RNA from Pseudophryne corroboree (corroboree frog), 1764 nucleotides. It is a transcript of the gene LMO4, whose product is annotated as LIM domain only 4. Lineage: Eukaryota; Metazoa; Chordata; Amphibia; Anura; Myobatrachidae. The transcript has 5 exons. The record is from RefSeq and is a predicted model, not a curated record. The coding region runs from base 513 to 1010 and encodes 165 amino acids.